This is a messenger RNA of Alternaria rosae, 495 nucleotides long. RefSeq lists its product as uncharacterized. The record is from RefSeq and is a predicted model, not a curated record. Bases 1 to 495 code for a protein of 164 amino acids. The transcript has a single exon. NCBI's taxonomy places the organism in Eukaryota, Fungi, Ascomycota, Dothideomycetes, Pleosporales, Pleosporaceae.
AUGGUCGUUCCUGAUUCCGCCAACCCCGCUUGGAGCAUGCGCCCUGCCGCCGUGAUGGUUGGCGGUCAGAGACGCCGCAACACGCGCCGUUCCAACGCACCGCGCUCCAACACUACGCCCAAUCUCGGUCUUGACUCACUCGCCGGGAGGGAGAAUGCGAGUGGUAUCACCGCAGCACAGCAUACGGAUCAAGUUGAACAUUCUCAUGUUUCACCUUCUUCUGCGCCUUCAAGUCCUAUGGCCAACUCCUACGCACACAACGGUGGCUCUCCAGGCGAUCGUCAUCGCCCUCUCCCAUCGCGCCCAUCUGAUGGCUUUUCGAGUAUUCCGGCCGCCCAUUCGCCUACACCCACAACAGGAAGCGCAUCGACAACAGUCACGGAGGCCAAGAAGAGGCAUGGCAAAUUCGGUUUCAAGUCAAAGGAUCAAGACCGCCCGAGCAGCUCCCAUGAGCCUACUCUCCAGCUGUCGCCUCUACCCGCCGUUGACACCUAG